This is a messenger RNA of Phoenix dactylifera (date palm), 612 nucleotides long. RefSeq names its product protein DELETION OF SUV3 SUPPRESSOR 1(I)-like. NCBI's taxonomy places the organism in Eukaryota, Viridiplantae, Streptophyta, Magnoliopsida, Arecales, Arecaceae. Gene Ontology annotation, cellular component: proteasome complex; proteasome regulatory particle, lid subcomplex. Gene Ontology annotation, biological process: proteasome assembly; mRNA export from nucleus; double-strand break repair via homologous recombination. The record is from RefSeq and is a predicted model, not a curated record.
AGACGAUACCCACCAUCAUCGGAGCUUUUUAUAAGAAGGGCGGCUUCCCUUUUCCCUCAGCGAAGAAGAAGCUAUCGGGUCGCUAGGGUUUCGUAAACGUUGGAAUCCCCUCUGUCUUCUUCUGAAAUGGCGACGGAAAACAAGCCCGCGGCAGCUGAGGACGCGAAGAUCGACCUUUUUGAGGAUGAUGACGAGUUCGAGGAGUUCGAGAUCGACCAAGUUCAAGUGAUUGAAAAGGCAGGCAGGAUUUUCUGUACCACAGAUAUUGGGUGUUCAGAAUGGGAUGACAAUGAAGAAGGUAAAGAAGCCAUGCAGCAGUGGGAGGAUGAUUGGGAUGAUGAUGAUGUCAGUGAUGAUUUCUCCCUACAGCUGAGGAGGGAGCUCGAGCUUAACUCGGAGAAGAGUUAAAUUCUUACCAUGUUUAGUGGGAAACAGUUAUUCUGCUCAAUCUUGCAGUAGUCCUUUCUUCCUUUUAGUUGGACGUUAAAGAAUGUAGUUCUCUGGCUUUCAAUACUUGAUCAUUGCGAAAAACAUAUUUUAAUAUGAUUAGUAUUGUUGCCUUAAUGUGAACACUGUUUUUUCUAGUAGUCUUACUGUUUGAACUUUUUGUUA